AUGGAAUUUUUAAAAUCUUAUUUUGAUAAAAUACUAAAGAAAAAGGGUGGAAAAUUUAACUUGUCAAAUUUGUCAGAGCAAUUAAAUGAUCCUUUUACCUUUUUUUUUAUGUGCAUUUUUCUAUUUGUUUUUGUGAGUCUUAUAACAUACCUAUACUGUUUUUGUAAAUCCUAUGAUAAUAAAAAGGGAUCCAAAGUACAUAAAAUGUCCAAAAAAGUUAAGUAG
Molecule: messenger RNA, 225 nt
Organism: Plasmodium malariae
Lineage: Eukaryota; Apicomplexa; Aconoidasida; Haemosporida; Plasmodiidae
Product: conserved Plasmodium protein, unknown function
Exons: 3
Coding region: 1-225 (74 amino acids)
Source: RefSeq, a predicted model, not a curated record